Messenger RNA from Rhagoletis zephyria (snowberry fruit fly), 444 nucleotides. It is a transcript of the gene Osi19, whose product is annotated as DUF1676 domain-containing protein Osi19. Gene Ontology annotation, cellular component: membrane. Lineage: Eukaryota; Metazoa; Arthropoda; Insecta; Diptera; Tephritidae. The record is from RefSeq and is a predicted model, not a curated record.
UUCGGCGAUGUGGAGGUCCGCUCAAAUGGCUAUCAGCCGACAGCCGCUGAUGCCAACAAUGCACGCGCCAACGAUGAAGAACACGACUUAGUCGAUAUUGUCGGCGAUUAUCUGCAGGGACACGAUGUUACCAUGGACUUGCCUCUGGGUGAUGCCAAAGUCACCGUCUCUUCACGCAAUUUGGCCAACGAUGAGUUGAGUCUUAAUGUGAAAUUGGCCGGUGAUGGUGUGGUUGAGGGCAAGGGCAAGAAACAUCGUUUGCGUAAAUUGAUUACGCCAUUGAUGGUGUUGAUUUUGCUCAAAUCCAUGACUGUCAUUCCAAUGGCCAUUGGCAUACUGAAAAUAAAGGCUUUCAAUGCGUUGGCGUUGGGCUUCUUCUCAUUCAUUGUGUCGGUUGGUUUGGCCAUUUUCCAAUUGUGCAAGAAGGCUGUCGUGGGCUGUUGA